CUCUCUCUUUCUCUCUUUCUCUCUCUCUUUUUCUUUUUCUUCUUUUUUCUCCCUUUUCUUCUAUUCGUAAGCUCUGCAACUUCAGAUUGCGUUUGCUUUUCUCCAACGACGAAGACGAAGACGACGACAACGACGACAACUACGACGGAAUCUUCGCCGCAAAGCGAGAGCUUUAUUCUAAUCUUCCUUCUUACUAUCAUCGUCCACCUCUUUCUCCUCCACGGCAAAACAAUUAAGCUUUCCACGAAAUCUCACUUCUCUCCCUCUCUUUAUUACUCUUCCUAUUUCUCAUUCUUCUCUUUCUCUUUCUCUGUCUAUUUUUCUCAUUCUUCUUUUUCCUUCUUUUUUCUGCCCCUUUUUCUUCUUCAUCAUCUUCUUCUUCUUCUUCAUCUUCUUCUUCUUUCUUUACUUCUUUUUCUUUCGUUUUUUUCCUUCGCGUCUUUAUUGCCACUUUCGUUUCCACGGCCAACGAUCAUACUCCUCGAUCAUCUUUCGUAAGUACAAUUUUCCCCUAUCUUUUCUUUUUCUUUUUUUCUUUUUUCCUUUCUCUCUUUUUCUUUCAUUUUUUUCCCCGUUUUUUUUUUUUUAAUUUUCUCUCCUACUCAAGCGUUCCCUUAUUUUUUCUUUUUUUCUUUCUUUUUUUUCUAUUAUUCCACAACUCGAUGAAAUUGUAUUACUUAAGCGUUUAUGAGCGUGAAAUUAUUAUAUUUUAAUUGAUUUCUAAGAAAUCUUAAACAGAGAGAGAGAGAGAGAGAGAGAGAGAGAGAGAGAGAAUUGAAAUUCGAAUCCUCUUAUAGAUUAGAAUAUAAUUAAUCAUAGAUAUAUUCGACGAUUAAGGAUUUGCUCGAAUCGUUAUAGUAAUAUGAAAGGUAAGAAGAAAAAGAGAAGAAAGAUGAUCGAUGUUCUUCGCGUAUAGAAAUAUCUAUUACAUUUAGAUCAAUUUUGUGAAUCAAUCAUGAUGCCAGAGCCACAUCGAUAUAACGUGAAGUACUUCGAUGUAAUCCUCUUGGGUUUUAGAUUUGCAAUAUUUUCGAUUAAAAAUAUCAUCCGUCGAUAAUCUAAUAUUUCGUAAAACAAUAUAUUACGAUAGAUUAAUAAAACAUAUUAAAUGUAUUAUUAUCAAAUUAUUAUCUACGUUAUUUACGAUAGAUUUAUAUUUUGUUUAUUAAAAAUUACAGGAAUGUGUAUUAAUCGAUAAGUAAGAUUUCUACUUGUUAUAACGUCGAUAAAUUUUUUUUCUCAUUCCAUCUUUAUUUCUUUCUCUCUCGCUCUCGAACUUUUCGUACGGACGUUCCGACAUUACCGACGUGCAACAAAAAAAUAUAUUUACCUCGUGUACAAGUAUUGUUAUCGACAUAGGAUAACACGAUCUCGAAAUGAUAAUAUUAUCAUCGGAGUUAAAUAGUUUCAAUGGCGUAUCUCGUAGAGAAUGGCGUCGCUGAUCGAAAAUAAUCGUGAGCGCAGGAUCCGGGAUUAUACACGAUCGUCCUAUGGGUCGUCAUUCGACAGGAGUUUAGUCGGUGCCGGUCCCGAAACGCGUUCACGUCUGAACAUCCUGCGGGACGAGAAAUAUUAAGGAUGGCAAGGGAUAUGUACAUUUGAUAGGGCGGUCCAUUAGUGAGGGGGGAAAAGGAGGAAAACAAAUUUUUCAAGCUACGACGGGGCCUUUUUAGUGAACGCGUAAAGAAAGAGAAGAAGUUAGAUUAUUACGGGAUAAUGAAUCUCUUCGGGGAACAGAGAGAGAGAAGAAGAAGGGUGCGCAAAACGUACGUUUAGAUUAGGCUAAAUAACACGUCGAUUUGUCGUGGCGUCGCGUACCAAAUCGUAAUAUCAACGCCGUCAUCGUCGUCGUCGUUGUCGUUAUCGUCAUCGUUGUCGUUGUCAUUGUCAUUAUAUUAUAUUAUAUUAUAUUAUUUUGUCAAACAUAAUAUCGUGUCUCUUCGAGAUGACGCGACCAUAUCAAACGUCCAAAUAAUCUUCUUCUAUAUCUACAGCCAUUUUCUCUCACUUUCUCUUUCUCUCUUAUUUUCUCUCUCUCUCUCCAUCUCAAUCUCUAUCUCUAUUUCUACCUCUUUCGUCGCGUUACCGAUCGUUCCUGUCGAAAAGGGAAGAAUGUUAAACAUUCUCGAUGACACCUACGCGACGAAUGCUAGUACAGGAUAAAGGAGAGAGCAAAGGAACGUGGGUCGUCUCAUCUUAAAGAAGGUCAGAAGGAGAAGAAAAUAUGGGAAAAGGCGAUAAAAGGGGAAUAGCACAGCGUAGCGACGCGGGCACCAAUCUCGUUGGGAAGUUUACACAAAGCGUACGUAGAAUCGUUCAAGAUGUCAAGGAUGAAGGAACGUCGAGUGGUCAAACGAAGGAAGAGGUCAUAGAGACAAAUGAACGACUGAGAGUAGUAAGGAUACGUCUCGAAGGAAGUUAUGACACUGCUAAACGUGCUCUAGUAGACCUGAUGUGCAAGUAUACGAACAGUAAACAAGUCCGUAACGUGUUCCAACGUUACAACCUCCUGAAAGUUAUGAUCAAGGAUGUGAUCAAACUGGAGACGCAGUACUGGACCCUGGUAGAUAUACCAAGGCAAGAGAAACAAGAAACCGUUCCUGCUUUCGUCCUGCGUGCCUGUUCCAUCAUGGAAAAGACACACAAGAGCGGUGAGGGCGUUAAAACCUCGGCACGAUUGGCGGAGGAAGCUGAAACGAAGAGGGAACGAAUCGAGAGACUCGAGGGUAUGACAACGGCAAUGAUCGAAUCGGAGAAUACCCAGAUGACCAAUGAUCUGUACAGGCUGCUGAAAAAGUAUACGGGACUUAGGAAUCUUAUUCGUGUUUUAAAGGAGGAGUACAACAAUUCCAAGAUAUAUCCUAUGUUUCCACGUUACACGAUCCUGAAGGAUAUGAUAAAGGAUAUAAUGCACAAUCCAGAUUACAUGGAGGUUUGUCACGAGUUGGAUCAAGCAUAGCGGCCGGACCCCCUCCACCGUUCGCCACGGAUGACCUUAUAAAUUGAAGGUCAUUUUGAGGCGCAUCGGUGAAGGGGGUGCACAGACCAUGGUAUCACCUUAUUCCUAAUUAAAUCGAAAUAAUUUAUUAUAAUCCUCGGCUUUAUUACGAGAUGCUCUUUAUAGAUCUAUCGCAUUUCUUUUUAUUUAUUUAUUUAUUUUAUCUUUUUUUCCCCAUAGCGUUAGCUCAUCUCCUUUCUAAUUAUAAAUAUAUAAUAUCAAGGAUGAUUAGAAAUAGUAGAUACAUUUUGAUUUUAUUUUUCUUAAACGCAUCAGGACGAUCGAAUAAUCAUGAUGCGAGCUUUUUUAAAUCAUUUUUCUAAUCGAAUGAAAAUAUUCAGAAAUAUCGAGUUUUUAGUAUAGUAGUGUAAAAAAAAAAAAAUAAAUCGAACGAACAAGAACGACGAUCGUCAAUGCGUUGAAACAUAUUCUUCUUUUUUUUUAUUAUUAUUUAUUUAUUUACUUGUUUUUUUUUAUUCUUUAGUACAUAUAUAUAUAUAUAUAUAUAUAUAUAUAUAUAUAUUAUUUACCAAGUAAUUUUCUCGAAGUAAUGACUUAUUAAAAGCGUUAAUAUCGCGUAAAAUUACGUAGUGGAGGAGUAAUAAGUUAAAAAAAAAAAAAAAGAACAAAGAAAGAAGAAGAAAAAGAAGAAAAAAAUUAAUAAAUAAAUAAAAGAAAAGGAACACCCUUUAGAUUCUGAUCUCGAUCGGAAUAGCCGCUUACACAUUCGAACACAAAAUUUUAAUGAGCGAAUCGCGCGGAAGUUCUCAUAAACUUUCGAUCGCGCGGCUUACCUUUGUGAUUUUUAUUAAUCAAAGAAUAAUGAAGAAGAAAAAGAAGAAGAAGAAGAAGAAGAAGAAGAAGAAGAAGAAGAUAAUAAAAAAAAUACAAGAGAGAGAGAGAGAGAGAGAGAGAGAGAGAAAGAGAGAGAAAAAGAGAGAGAAAGAAAAAUGUUGCUAUUAACGUCGCUUGUAAAAUCAAGAUAAUUAGAUAGGAAGUAAAACACUUGGCCCUUUCCCUUUUAACAAUCCAUAGCCUUCAUCUUCAACUUGCCUCCAACCAAUCAACCAACAGCCCCGCCUCCCACCCCACCCUUACUACCCUUAUCAUUCAUAUCAACAAUAUCCCCGAUACACAUUUGUAUAUAAUAAUAAAACCGCGUGUUAGUCCUUGAUAAUUCGUCUGGACGUAACUGCGAAAAAUUAUGAAAGACAUAAGUGUGAAACAGGACAUUUUCUUUUUUGCUUUAUGCGCUCGAACUCGAUUUUCAUGACAACGCGUAUGGGUUGCGUGUAUGUGUAUUGUGUCGGUAAAGAGAGAGAGAGAGAGAGAGAGAGAGAGAGAGAGA
Molecule: messenger RNA, 4346 nt
Organism: Vespa crabro (European hornet)
Lineage: Eukaryota; Metazoa; Arthropoda; Insecta; Hymenoptera; Vespidae
Exons: 7
Coding region: 2225-2959 (244 amino acids)
Source: RefSeq, a predicted model, not a curated record